Molecule: messenger RNA, 1608 nt
Organism: Gopherus flavomarginatus (Mexican gopher tortoise)
Lineage: Eukaryota; Metazoa; Chordata; Testudines; Testudinidae
Gene: ELF5
Product: E74 like ETS transcription factor 5
Exons: 7
Coding region: 501-1301 (266 amino acids)
Biological process (GO): cell differentiation; regulation of transcription by RNA polymerase II
Cellular component (GO): nucleus
Molecular function (GO): sequence-specific DNA binding; DNA-binding transcription factor activity, RNA polymerase II-specific
Source: RefSeq, a predicted model, not a curated record
CUCCCACCCCCAUUGUGCACAAAGAUUACCAUGGUUCACUAAUGAACUAUGUCAAAAGGAGCAGAUGGCCAAUACUGCAGUACAACUGGCACAGCAUGGAUCUGGGUCCCUAUGCCUACUGCAAACAGCUUGCCAUUUUCUUUAUUUUAUUUUUUUAUUUUUUGCAUUAUACGAAAUAUUAAUCUUUAAGACUAUAUAUGAUCAUGUUAGCUUACUCAAGUUUCUUUCUGCUAGGAAUGACCAGAUCUGGAGUUAGUUAUGGAAGGCAGAAGAAACUAAGGUUGAAGAGAUAAGAGCCAAUUGUGUCAAAUCUGUGGCAAUUUACUUUGCACUUGUAUAUUCACUGCAGCACAACCAUGGAGCUAUUACUAGACACUGGAACAGUGACAGUCUCAGUCUCUUGCAGAUGGAAAAGCAGAACUGAGCCACAAUGAUUUUCGUUCCAUUUUGUUGCUUGUUUCCAGACCACUAAAAUUAAAUCAAUUACAGUUAAAGUUCACAUGGGAGCUCAGAGGGGGAUAUUGGACUCAGUCACUCACAGCACCUUUCUGCCAAACACAAUGAUCUGCGAACCCCUGAUGUCUUGGACAGAAUUGCUUGGGACAACUGAGGACUAUUAUCCCUCCUUUGAUCAUCAGACAGUUGGCGAUUCUUGCUGGACAUCUAUUCACCCGGAAUACUGGAGCAAACACAAUAUCUGUGAGUGGCUGCAGUUUUGCUGUGACCAAUACAAGCUAGACGCCAACUGCAUCUCCUUUUCCCACUUUAAUAUUACUGGCUUGCAGCUGUGCAGCAUGACCCAGGAGGAGUUCACAGAUGCUGCUGGCGUUUGUGGCGAAUACCUUUAUUUCAUCUUACAAAACAUCAAGAUACAUGGUAUUUCCUUUUUUACUGACACUGAAGAAACCAAGCCAACUAUCAAAGAUUACAAUGAUAAGGCUUGCCUGAGAACAGGGGGCUCUAAGAGUCAAGAGUGUCACAGCCACGGGAGAACAAGCCUGCAGAGUUCUCACUUGUGGGAAUUUGUAAGAGACCUCCUCCUGUCUCCAGAAGAAAACUGUGGCAUUCUCGAUUGGGAGGAUAGAGAACAAGGCAUCUUUCGGGUUGUUAAGUCAGAAGCCCUGGCAAAGAUGUGGGGACAAAGAAAGCGAAAUGACAGAAUGACAUAUGAAAAACUGAGCAGAGCUCUCCGGUGUGUUAGUAGGUAUUAUUAUAAAACUGGAAUUUUGGAACGCAUAGACAGAAGGCUAGUGUACAAGUUUGGAAAGAACGCCCAUGGGUGGCAGGAGAACAAGCUAUGAACUAACAGUCCCAUGCAUCAGACUGAUUAUGCACUCUGCAACAGGAAGUAUCUGACUGCAAUAGACAUUUGAGAGAAGGAUUUUUUCUCCUGCAUCUCUCCUCUACGCCAGUCUGGAGCCGACAACUGUUUCUGAGAGAUUGGCCAUAGCAACACAUGACAGCACAUGAAUGGGGUGGCUCUUCCCCAUUAUCAGGGCUGGCUCUAACUUUUUUGCCGUCCCAAGCAAAAAAAAAGAGUGCCGCCCCGCAGUAACAUCCCCUACCGCAAGCACCGCCAAACCCUGCCCCCCCAAGGGCUGCACCGCC